Molecule: messenger RNA, 5202 nt
Organism: Prorocentrum cordatum
Lineage: Eukaryota; Dinophyceae; Prorocentrales; Prorocentraceae
Source: the annotation of a GenBank genome assembly
AUGCCAGACGGCGCGCCUCGCGCGCCGCCCCCGGCCAAGCGGCCGCCAGGCGGCCCGCUGGCAGCCUCUGCCGCCGCCGCUCCCGCCGACACCGGCGCAGAGGGCAGCCGCAUCCCGCCGAGCAGCGUGGAUACCGACGAGGCCAACUACACGGAUUGGAAUGGCUGGCAAGGCCUGUCCAAAACAGCGCCGAGCUACGAGCUGUUGAGGACCGACGGCUACAGGGUCUUCCGACGCAAGUUGGAGGUCUUCGAACGGUACUGCAAGAAGCGUGGCGCCACUGCAGUCAGCGAGGGAGGGUUCUUGGUCACGAACUCGCUGCAAGGUGAGGCCGCGGAGGCUACGGAGGACAUCGACCUGGACUUGUUAGAGACGGAAGGGGCUUUCAGGCCGUUGUUCCAGGUGCUGGACGAAUACUACAAGUACGACGACCAGACCGAACUGCCAGCCAGUACACAUCUCUUCUUCGGCAAGUUCGCCCGCCAAGACGACGUGAAGUACACGAACGAUUACGACUGGGAUCGAAGCCUGCACGAGGAAAACUCGCACUCGGAGGAAGAAACAUACGAGGACGAUGAGGACUAUGACUACGACGAGCACGAGGAGGAGGCAGACGUCGCGGAGGAGCUGCCGCAGGAGGUCGAGGAGGCCCAAACGGUGCGCGACGAGGCCAACCUCAGCUUCGCGGGCGCGAAGAAGCGCGUGGCGGAGAUCGCCAAGGCCAGAGGAUUCUACCCGAUCGCCGCCCUCGCCCCCGAGAACACCUACCAGCGAAUGCGCAGCCGCGCAGGUGACACGCGGCCCGUUAUGGGCGACACGGCGUGGACGCAGUGGGAGGAGCUACUUCGUUCGAGGCAGCUGUUACAUGAGGUCGAGCACGGCAAGAGCGAUCGACGCUUCCGAUUCGGAGACGGCAAGACGCUGGAGGCCAAGCAAUCGGUGACUCUGACGGCGUGGCCGUUCGGCGUCAAGAAGCAGGUCGCGAUCCAUCUCGUCGAGGGUUGGACGCCGGUGCUGAUCGCGCGACCCUGCAUGCAAGAGUGGGGAUUGAUCCAGGACUACCGAGCCAGAACGUUCACGAUGAAGGAUCUCCCCGACAAGGGCUGGAUGAAGUCCGAAUGCGAUGGGAAGGGUCAUUUCAUCGUGGACCUGUUGGGCGGAGCUGGGCGCGACGCCGGCGAUGUCUUGAACGAGGGGGCCCCCGCCGACGGGGAGGGCAGCAGCGGCGACUCGAAGGCGACGACGGGGACUCGCCGGCGCCUGACGCGGACGGGGUUCUACGAGAUCGGCAGCGACGACGAGGCCCUGGCCGCGGAGGAGGUCGCGGGCCUGGAAGGCCACCUGAUGGACGCGGACACCCACUCGGACCUGGCCCUGGCGCUGGAGCAGGCGGCGUCCGACAUGAAGGACACGCUGCGCGGGCCGCGCAAGCGGAUGGUCUGGGAAGUCAUCGUGGACCAGGGGGCCUUGUCGCAAGAACUGCUCGCGUUCCUGCAGAUCGAGGUGCUCCAGUUCAGGGUCGAAGGCGGCUGGGGCUUCUCCAUGCGCGCCAUGAUCCACGACUUCCUGAACAAGAUCGACAAGGAGAAACCCGGUGAUAUCGUCUUCGCCCCCCUGUGCAAGCACCGGUGCCCUUGGCAGCGCGCGAACGAGAAGAUCCCCGAGGAACGAGCCAAACAGGUCAACGGCGCCAGGCAGCGAGAAGAGCUGACACUUCUCAAGAUGAUUCUGACGGCCUUUGUGAAGCAGCAGAACGGAAACCGACGCGCGCAUGUGGAAGGCCCGUGGCAGGGGCUACACUGGCGGAAAAAGACGUGGAAGAAGUUUCCAAGUUAUCGCUGCAGGCGCGACCAGUGCCGGCUAGGAGCGAAGUGCAAUGUCCAGGGCACGGACAUGCCCUGCCAGAAGCCCACGAGACUGCAGUCGACCAACAAAGGAAUCAUUCACCGCGUGAACCUGGCGUGCGCGCGCACGGAGGACGACGUGAUCCUGCAGGGCAAGCUCGCCCAGCAGGCUCAGAACUACCCGAGACCGAUGGCGAGAGCGAUGGCCAACCUGAUCGCCUACCAGGGCAUGGCCGACAACAUCAGCGACAUCAACGCGGCCGCGGAGGUCUGCAAGGACAUCGACGCCAUGGAGUACACCGACGUGAUGCAGGAGCUGAUGAAGCCUUGCAGCGCGUCGACUAUCCGAACGGUCGAGCGCCCGCGCGUCAGCCUGGGCCACCCUUCGAGAGCAGCGCUGGCGGUUGCCAUGCAGCACGCGGGUGCAUCGACGGAGUGGGCCCAGUGCGCCAGGCUCUUCAAGUGCGAGAUCUGCCUGAGCAGGCAGAGGCCCCGAGCAGUUCGCGUCGCAGUGCUACCGAGGUCCAAAAGGUUCAACGAGGUGACCUGCACCGACGUGCACUACAUCACGCGGAUGAAGAAGGAGAGGGAGAUCCUGUCCAUCAUGGGCGAGUUUACACGCUAUGAUGUCGACUACCCGAUCUCGGAAGAGACGUUCCUGAACGAGACGAAGCUAUGGGAGAAGCUCUGGACCAGUUGGGCCAGCAAACCUGAGACGAUGCGGACGAACAUGGGGGGCUCGCACGCGGCCAAGCGCACGCGCAACUGGAUGAGCAAGCGCAGCAUCGAGCUCGACCUGAUUCCGAGAGCGCCGGCGUUGGGGGCGCAACCGAAGAUCCCAUGCGUCCUCUGCGACGAAGACUUUGGCCCGUCUGAGCAGGCCGCGCCGGUCGACCCCAUGGGCGAGGUGCGCGCGAUGACGAUCGGGAGGGCGAUCGCCGCCACAGCCUUCAUCGAGGCCAACUGCUCGCGCGCCGCGCGCGCGGCGCUGCUGGCGCGCAGCAGGCCGACGAGGAGGAACUACGAGAUCGGCGAGCGGGUCUACCUCUGGCGACCUGAGCAGACGCAGGGGCUGGAGAAGCGCCACAGGCGCGGCCCGGCGCUGGCGGCGGCAGCGGGGUCGAAGGUCAACGAGGACUACGCGGGCCCCGCCAGCCCGCUCAGCGCGAUCGAGAAGCUCAAGCGCGUGCUCAGGCGGACGAAGGGGACCUGCAACUACCAGGACCUCGCCGAGGAGGGGCGCCUGCCCCAGCACGACGACACCCUGGGCGACAUGGGCGAGCAGCAUCAGCCCAGCGCUCAGGCACCCGCGGCGACGGGCGAGGCCGACGGACCGACAAGAGCAACUGCCGCGGCGGCUCCUGGAGAUCCCCAGCCGGCGACGCCCAGCGAGGAUAAGGGCGGCGGACCAGUGGCGGCCAGUGCCGGCGCGUCUGGCGGCGCUGCGCAGGAGCCGAGCAGGCUACACGUCGAGGCGAUGGCUAAGAGGAGCGUCGAGGAGGCUGGGAAGCGGGCCGGCAUCCCGCCAGCCAAUCGCGCCCGCCCGUCGCGGGCGAAGCUCGCCCCGCAGAGCGAGGAGGCUGCGCUCGCCGACGGGGUGGGCGACGAGAUGCUGCUGCUGGAGGAGCCCGCCGAGACGGUCGACAUGUUGGCCUUCAAAAGGAAAGCCCCCGCCAUCGUGGAGGGCGGGCUGAUGCCCGGGGGGGCCAGUUUUACGCGGCGAAGCUGGAGGCCCUCGAGAUGGAAGAUGAAGGACGGGCAGAAGGUGGCAAACGCGCGCGAACUCUACCGAGGGUCCAAACACAGCGACGUCGCCGAGGGCCAGCUCGACAAGGAGGCGCUGGCCCUCAGCAGGCUUGGCCGACGCAAGGUCGUGCUCUGGGCGUCUCUGAGCAAGUGGAGGUCGUUCGGCGCGGUUGCGAAGUCCGCAUUCCUGCAGGCCGACGACCUGAGCGCGCGCUGCCUUGAGCUGCGCGCGAGCCCUACGAAGCUCCGACGCUACCGCCCCGACGCAGUCGCGAAAGAGAUCGGGCUCAGGAACCGCAAGCUCGAGGCCCACGCGGUGGGCGGCCUGAUCGGCGAGCGCGCGGGCGACUUCAUCGGGCGCGGCGAGGGCGCGACGGACGAACAAGAUCUCAACGCGAAGCUCGACGACACCGAGUGCUUCCAGGCGCGGCUAGGGGCGCCCGGCGAAGUGGAGCAGUCCCUGAGCACCCACAGCGCGACCCUCAAGUUCGAGAAGUACCUGCGCGCGGUUAAACCCAUCACCGUCGAGAAGCAUCGGGGAGCUGACCCCGCGAGCGAGCUGUCGCCGAAGGAGCUUGCGAACUUCAGGGCCCUCGCGGACGCGAGGCUGCACUUCGGGUUCGACAAGGCCUGGAUCAACCUGCGAGUUGGCAGCUACACCGGCGCGAGCUGGGCAAACGGACGCGACGGCAGUUCGCAAGGAGGCCACGCGAUCUUCAUCGGACCCGCGGACGAGCUCAACGCCAGCACUGCGACGCCUUUCGCGGCCAUUGAGUGGGCCCCGAGGAAGUUGCAGCGCCUGUGCAAGAGCUCGCUGUCGGCGGAGGUCUACCUGGCGUGGAGCUUACGACCCGACCUGGAGCUCGAAGAAGCGAUGGUGCACACGGGGGGGUCGCCGUUCUUCACGGACGCGGAGUGCCUCUACGACGAGUCGCGCUCAGCGACGGCAGGCCAGGGCACCGCGGAGAAGAGGGCGGCCAUCGAGGUGAAGAUCGUGAACGAGCAGAUGACGGAGAUAGGCGCCACCUGGAAGUGGGUAAACACGCAGCGGCAGAUGGCGGACGGACCUGCCAGGCUCUCAGCCCGCCAGAUGAUGGCAGACGUGCUACGCCGUGAAGUGCACGCGUCGCGCUACGAUCCCGACUUCGCGGCUGGCAAGAAAAUCUCCAAGAGAGCGAUGGAGCAACGCGAAAAGGAGUUGGACGACGCUGGCGAGGCACUGCACGACACCCUCGAGACAACGCCUGUGACAAAGGCGAAGGAGAAAGCGAAGGCCAAGGGCAAGCGCCAUUUUGGCACAAGUGGAGCGAGGCUGGCCGCGGCACUAGCAGCUAGCGCUGGCGGCAGUGCGGCAGGUCAGCUGUUCAACCCACCGACGCCAGCCGACUGGAACGACCUGAUCAUGAAGGUGGUGGCUUUUGGCUUCCCCGAGACAGAGCCAGCGCCCGCCAGUGCCAAGACGGCCGUGACCGGGACCGACCCGAAGCAGACGAAGCUGAAAAAGGUACGCAGCGUGCUCGUCAGGUCGCAGUGCCACUACAACCUGGAUCUCAGCACGCCGAGGCUCCAGUCGCUGCCCGAGUACGCUCAUGGAGCUUUCAUGACAAGAUGA